Colius striatus (speckled mousebird) is the source of this 1968-nucleotide messenger RNA. It is a transcript of the gene CHST14, whose product is annotated as carbohydrate sulfotransferase 14. The coding region runs from base 60 to 1040 and encodes 326 amino acids. Gene Ontology annotation, cellular component: membrane. The record is from RefSeq and is a predicted model, not a curated record. The transcript has a single exon. Gene Ontology annotation, molecular function: sulfotransferase activity. Gene Ontology annotation, biological process: carbohydrate biosynthetic process; dermatan sulfate proteoglycan metabolic process. NCBI's taxonomy places the organism in Eukaryota, Metazoa, Chordata, Aves, Coliiformes, Coliidae.
UUCCCCGGGCGGGCCGGGCGCGGGCGCGGGCGGGCGCGGGCCCGGCGCUGCUGCCGUCCAUGCUGAUGUUCGGCGUGAUCCUGGCGUCCAGCGGGCUGCUGCUCAUGAUCGAGAAGGGCAUCCUGGCCGAGGUGCGGCCGCCCCCGCCCCGCGCGGCGCGGCCCGGGGAAGCGUGGCGGCCGGCGGCCGGGCGGGAGGCCGCGGGCGAGCUGGAGCGGCGGGUGCUGCGGGACGUGCGGAACCGCACGAUCCGCGCCGUGUGCGGCCAGCCCGCCAUGCCCCGCAGCGUGUGGGACCUGCCGGCCGGCCAGCGCCGCACCGUGCUGCGGCACCUCCUGGUCAGCGACAAGUACCGCUUCUUGUACUGCUACGUGCCCAAGGUGGCCUGCUCCAACUGGAAGCGCGUCCUGAAGGUGCUGGGCGGGGCGCUGCGCAGCGUGGACGCCAAGGGCAAGAUGGACCACAAGAGCGACCUGGUGUUCCUGGCCGACAUGGAGCCGGCCGAGAUCAGCUACCGCCUCAACAACUACUACAAGUUCCUCUUCGUGAGGAACCCCAUGGAGAGGCUGCUGUCGGCCUACAGGAACAAGUUCGGGGAGAUCAAGGAGUACCAGCAGCGGUACGGGCUGGAGAUCGUGCGCAGGUACCGCCAGGGCGGCGGCGGCUCGGCGGGCGACGACGUCACCUUCUCCGAGUUCCUCAGGUACCUGCUGGACGAGGAGGCCGAGAGGAUGAACGAGCACUGGAUGCCCAUCUACAACCUGUGCCAGCCCUGCGCCGUGGCCUACGACUUCAUCGGCUCCUACGAGCGCCUCGAGGCCGACGCCGACUACGUGCUGCGGCGGGUGCGGUCGCCGCCGUCCGUCCGCUUCCCCCGGCGCCAGCCCUGGUACAAGCCGGUGACGGCCGAGACGCUGCACUACUACCUGUGCGGCACCCAGCGCCGCCUGCUCGCUGACCUCCUGCCCAAGUACAUCCUGGAUUUCUCCCUCUUCGCCUACCCGCUCCCCAACGUCAGCAGCGAGUUCUGCCGGCAGUGAGCCGCGGGGUGCGGCUCGGGGGGCUGCUCGGGGCCCCUCACACCUUACUGCCCGCGCGGUGCCUCCCUGUUUCUAUGCAAUGUACCCGGUUGCCUUUGCUGGUGGGGCGCUCUGUGCGGCGCUCUGCUUGUACCACGCACGUACAGCAGCUCCCCCACCUCCCGUUUCGCUUCAAAGUCCCUUUUGGCACGGCACGGCACGGCACGGAGAAGCCCCGGCAGGGAGCUGAGGGGCGCAGCUGCCCGAGGCAUUUCGCUCCUUUCCGAGUGUUCUGCACACAGCUGACUCCAGUUGAGCGCUGGGGCUCUGCCGCAUCGACUGGGAGAGCUGGUGCAGCAGCCCUGGCACUGGGACAGCUGGUGCAGCCUGGGCAGGAGGGAGCCGUGGGGUGCAACACCAACAGGGGGCUUGUACCAGCUAGGCCCCGUUCUCCCCUCGGUUCCCUCGCUGCAGCUGCCUCAGUGGGGCCGCUUGGUCUCUUUUCCUGACCUCUGUUUGUUGCCGUCAGUCGUUCCUUACUCUGGAAACCAGACUGGUGGUAGGGGGAGACUCUGUGCCAUGGGAAGGGUUGGGAAUAGCCACAGGUUACCCAGGUGCCGAGCCAGAAGGAUUUGCCCUCCCUGUGAGUUAAAGCAAUAUAGACUGUCAGGAUCCACGCCCGUCCUGGUUCCUGGGGAGAAACACUUUGUCCAGCCGUCUUGGAAGCAGCAGCCUCUGCAGGAUUAGUUCAGCCUUCUUUGGUGCAUCUGCAGGCUGGGUUCGGAGCUGCUCUGUUAGCUGUGGCCCUGUGAAAGCCUGGGAGGCAACAGGGGGUUGGUUGUUAUCCCUGGGAGGCAACAGGGGGUUGGUUGUUAUCCCUGGGAGGCACCAGGGCGUUGUUAUUCCCUGGUAGGCCGUGUUCUCCUUUCUAAUAAAGUUUUUAUACCGA